UUUCCUCUAUGUCCGUACCAAAAUAACCAAAAAGAAUUUAAUUCUGAUUUCCCUUCAAAAUAUUUCACUACGUAAAAUACAAUACGAAUUUACGAAUAAUAAAAACUAGUUUCUAUUAUUCGAUAUAUAAUAAUUAUUAAAAUACUUAAUAGAAAAGUGUUUAGAGACCACGAAAUAGAACAAAAACCAUGUUUACUGAUAGAGUGGUAAUUGUAACCGGUGCAAGUUCCGGCAUUGGCGCUGCAACCGCGAUCGACUUCUCUAAACUAGGUGCGGAUGUUGUCAUAUCAGGAAGAAAUAAAAGUAACUUGAAUAAUGUUGCCAAGGAAUGCCAACAAGUAUCGCCUAAAAACAAAACACCCCUCGUAGUGAUCGCCGAUAUGAACAAUGAGGCCGACGUUGAGAAUUUGGUAAAAAGCACGAUAGAAAAAUUUAAUAAAAUUGACGUACUAGUGAAUAACGCAGGCGUUUUAGAAAGUGGGACUAUCGAGAACACUAGUAUCGAACAGUACGAUAGAGUUAUGAACACGAAUGUGCGUGGUCCAUAUCAUUUGACAAUGUUGGCGACACCGCAUCUUAUUAAAAGUAAAGGAAAUAUUGUAAACGUAUCCAGUGUGACGGGUUUGAGAUCGUUCCCUAAUGUGUUGGCAUAUUGUAUGUCUAAGUCUGCGUUGGACCAGUUCACGAGAUGUGUCGCGUUGGAAUUGGCGUUGAAAGGCGUAAGGGUCAACGCUGUAAACCCUGGGGUGAUCGCUACGGGGUUGCAUAAAAAGGGCCCAGGCGGAAUGAGUGAAGCAGAAUAUGAGGAGUUUAUGAGGAAGUGUGCUGAAACUCAUGCUUUGGGGAGACCGGGCGAAGCAACUGAGGUGUCAUCAGUUAUAACAUUCCUGGCUAGUGAUGCAGCGAGUAACAUUACUGCUGCUACGAUUCCCGUUGAUGGUGGCAGGCACGCAAUGUGCCCUCGAUAGAAUUUUUGUUGAUUCAUUAAAAUGUUUAUAACAA
Molecule: messenger RNA, 1002 nt
Organism: Aricia agestis (brown argus)
Lineage: Eukaryota; Metazoa; Arthropoda; Insecta; Lepidoptera; Lycaenidae
Product: 3-oxoacyl-[acyl-carrier-protein] reductase FabG-like
Exons: 2
Coding region: 189-968 (259 amino acids)
Molecular function (GO): oxidoreductase activity
Source: RefSeq, a predicted model, not a curated record